AUGUGGGACGAAGAUACAGAAGACACGUACAAGGAAGAGAAGGAAUUUACUUCAAAAAAAGACGUAAGAUCUUCUGUCUACACUGUCGGAUCUAUAGCAUCGACUGUUUUAACCAGAGCGUCCAACAUUAUUCAAAUCGCUUAUAUACCCGGAGUUACCAACCGUUCAGUAGUGUCAUCACCAAGUUUUCUUGUACCGCCUGUUCCUCCUAUUCCCCUAGCUCUAUCAUCUAGCUAUGGACACUCCCCAUGCUUCGAGCAGGAGCACUUUUUCAUGCCAGGUGACUUGAGAGAUUCAACAUACUCAGCCAUGACUAGUCAAACUUCACUCGGGAGGUGUAGCAUUGCCUCAACGGUUUACGGGAAAAAUGCAAUAGUCUCCCCAGUGCCUGCCCAAACAGGCAUAUGUGGAAAAGCGGCGGUUGUUAGCGUAAAACCUAGUACUGCUUCUGGUGAACUACUAGCUCCAGUUCGAACACUCGAGUAUUCUAAAUUUGAAGACUCCGGACUUCCGAGUCCGGCCUUCAGCGUCGGCUCAACUUUUCUUAAUAGAGCCAGUGCCGCCACCCAAAGUAAGACUCAGGUUAACCGAAUACAUCAAAAACUAUAUGAAACCCGAAACCCUCUAAAUGAACAGGGAAGUCCACGAAACUCUCAGGCAACGACUUUCAUAAGCGAAACUCCCAUUAUGGAACAGGGUCCUUUUGACGACCCUCGACCGCGCUGCUCGAGUGUUAGUAGCUUAAGUGCUGUAAUUGAAGAAGCUGCUCGACGCAUCGGAAUCAGCAGUCCCGAUAAUCGAGAAUCAACACCUUUCGGUGAUGAAAACGAAGUAAAGGAGUAA
Molecule: messenger RNA, 843 nt
Organism: Blumeria graminis f. sp. triticale
Lineage: Eukaryota; Fungi; Ascomycota; Leotiomycetes; Helotiales; Erysiphaceae
Source: the annotation of a GenBank genome assembly